Molecule: messenger RNA, 2391 nt
Organism: Aureococcus anophagefferens
Lineage: Eukaryota; Pelagophyceae; Pelagomonadales; Pelagomonadaceae
Exons: 3
Coding region: 1-2391 (796 amino acids)
Biological process (GO): purine nucleoside catabolic process
Cellular component (GO): cytosol
Molecular function (GO): purine nucleosidase activity
Source: RefSeq, a predicted model, not a curated record
AUGGCAUCCCUCCCGCCGCUCGCACUGAAGACGCGCGACAAGCCCCUCCACCGCCAGCUGAGCAUGGCGCCGUCGCGCAUGGACAUCGUGCCGGAGAAGAUCGUCAUGUUCACCGACGCCGGGACGGACCUCGACGACGAGAUGGCCAUGAUCUUCGCGCGCUACCUCAUCGAGUUCAACUUCAUCGACCUGCUGGGCGUCGUCUCCGUGCUCCACCCGUCCUUCAAGCGCGCGCAGCUCGCGCGGGGCACCAUGGACAUGAUCGGCCUCCACGCCGUGCCCGUGGCCUUCGGCACGGACGGCGGCGACGUCGCGGGCCGCAACGAGGCGCCGGACGCGGCGUCGUUCUCCUACAUGCCCCCGGACGGCUCCGAGCGGUCCUUCUCCCUGGAGACGGGGCGGACGCUGCUCUACCGCAUCCUCGUCGCCGCGGAGCCCAAGUCCGUCGGCGUCGUCGUCAUCGCGUCGCUCAAGGACGCCGCGCUCUUCCUCCGCGACAACGAGGCGCUCUUCGCGGCCAAGGUCAAGGAGGUGAGCAUCAUGGGCGGCGUCACGGCGGCGAGCGUGGACCGGGGCGGCCUGCUGGAGCCGGACACGGCGCACAACAACGUCUUCGACGCGACGGCGGCCGCGUUCUUCUACCGGCGCUGCCAGGAGCUCGGCGUGCGCCUGGUAAUCGUCGGCCGCGACGCGGCCUACCAGGUGCCCAUCACGCGGCGCGUCUACGAGGGCCUGGCCCACACGGGCAGCCCCAUCGGCUGGCGCCUGCGGAACGCGCAGCGGACGUCGAUCGAGGCGUUGCGCCGCGCGGCGUCGGAGGGCGACGCGCGCGCGGGGCUGCCGGCGCGCUGCGACGCCGCGUGGUUCAAGGCGACGUUCUGCGGCGGGGAUGGCGGCGUGGACGACCGCGGCGCCGGGGACCCCAUCUGGGAUCUGGUGAAGUCGUUCAACAUGUACGACACCUUGGCGCUCAUCGCCGCCGUGCCGCUCCUCCGGGACCUGCUCUUCGACCCGGUGGCCGUCGACGAGAACGACGGCUUCGCGAGCCCGGAGGCGAAGGCCGAAUGCGCGUCGCUGCUGCGCGCGGCCUACGCGACGGGCCUGGUGCUGGACCACCACGCCAAGUCGCAGAUCGUCGUGACCAUGCAGGUCCAGCCGAACAAGGCCGACGAGUUCAUGGGCCUGGCGCUGCUGAGAGCGCUCAUCGAGCUCCAGGCCGUCGACCUGCUGGGCAUCGUGCUCACGUCCGAGGAGCGGUUCGGCGAGGUGACGACGCUGGAGGCCGCGGCCGCGCGGACGCGCGCGACGCUCAACGCCCUGGGCCUGCACAACACGCGCGUGCUGGUGCAGCACGCGUCGAAGCGGGCCUGCCAGCUCGAGGAGCUCUACGCGCGCGCGCCGCAGACGGGCGUGCGCCUCGUCGUCAUCCACUCGCAGACGGACGCCGCGGACUUCGCGUCGCGGUCGCCGGAGCUCUUCCGCGAGAAGACGCUGGGCGCCGUCGUCAUGGGCGGCGUCGUGGCCACGGGCCUGGGCGUGGAGGACGACGGCGUCGUCCCCUGCGCGGCGCUCGUCCCCGACGCGGACGCGUCGAACAACCGCGCGGACGAGGUCGCGGCGACGUUCUUCACGGCGCGGUGCCAGGCGCUGGGCGUGCCCAUGACCGUCAUCUCGAGGCACCUGGCCCUGGCCUGCCGCCUGCCGAGGAGCGUCUACGACGCGCUCGGCGCGCGCGGCGGGCCCGUCGGCGCGUCGGUCUGCGACGCGCAGCGCGCGUCCAUCGAGCAUUUGUGGCGCCAGGUGCACCUGCCCGCGGGCCACCGCGACCGCCAGCGCAAGCUCGCGGACCGCUGCGACGCGACCUGGUUCCGCGACACGUUCUGCGGCGACGACGACGCGCUCGUCGACCCGCCGCCGUCGCCGAGCAGCCCGUCGACGCCGCGGACGCCGCGGCGGUCGCGCGACGCGCCGCCGCUGCCGCCGGCGUCCGAGGACGUCUGGCCCUACGUGUCGAGCUUCAACGUCUACACGCCCCUCGCGCUGCUCGCCGCGGUGCCGCGCAUCGCGGCCCACUUCUACGACACGCGGCGCUACGACGUCCGCGGCACGACGCACGACGUCGUCGGGUCCACGCAGGCGGACCCGGGCGCGCGCGACGUCACGGAGCUCCGGCUCUUCCUGUGCCGCCUCAUCUUCAAGGGCGUCCUCAUGAACGCGUCCCACUUCCCGGACGACCCGCCGUCGUUCGCGAUCGACGGCGUCGGCACCGUCGACCUCGACGACGCGGUCCCGGACUGCGUCGACCUCCACCACGAGCGCCUCGUCGCGAAGCAGGAGACCAUCUCCAAGACCAUCCUCGCGCGCAUCCUCGCCCUCAAGUCGCCCAAGUAA